Molecule: messenger RNA, 916 nt
Organism: Periconia digitata
Lineage: Eukaryota; Fungi; Ascomycota; Dothideomycetes; Pleosporales; Periconiaceae
Source: the annotation of a GenBank genome assembly
CUGCUUCAAGUAUCGGUCUCCUAUUCACGCCGCUACGCCACUCCCUUCCAUUCCUACCUGCACCCUCGACCUCCAGCCCCGCAUUCUCCGAUAUUUCUCGACCCUUUCUCACGACUUGCACAAUCGGUUCACGGCUCACUUUUACAUCAUCAUGGCGCAAUCCGGUUAUUCAAACCCUUUGAAGAAGUUCAAGCUCGUGUUUCUGGGAGAGCAAAGUGUGGGGAAAACAUCUCUAAUCACACGGUUCAUGUACGAUUCAUUCGACAACCAAUACCAGGCGACAAUUGGCAUCGACUUUCUGUCAAAGACUAUGUACCUUGAGGACCGAACCGUCAGGCUUCAACUUUGGGACACUGCUGGCCAAGAACGAUUCCGCUCUCUCAUUCCUUCCUACAUUCGAGACUCUUCCGUCGCCGUUGUUGUCUACGACAUUACCAACAAGAAGACCUUUGAGAACACACGCAAAUGGGUGGACGAUGUACGUGGCGAGCGGGGCAACGAUGUCAUCAUUGUGUUAGUGGGGAAUAAGACGGAUUUGAACGACAAAAGGGAGGUCACGACACAGCAGGGCGAGGAGGAAGCGAAGAAGAACAACUUGAUGUUCAUCGAGACAAGUGCAAAGGUGGGGCACAAUGUGAAGACACUGUUCAAGAGGAUCGCGCAAGCGCUACCCGGAAUGGAGGGGGAGGGGCAGCAGGGGCAAAGCCAGAUGAUCGAUGUCAACAUCAACCCCAGUCAACCUCAGGAGAACAACAACUGUGCAUGCUAGGUGUGAUCAAUUCCAUAUUCAGGAGCGUUUGCCCUUCGCUUAGACUUUGUAAUUACUUGGGUACUUUUGCGACUUGGUGGGAUGACUUUGUGAGCAAGGCGUUAGGGCAUCAAGCAUGCAUGCAGCAGCAGCACGACUUCCCCACAU